Molecule: messenger RNA, 2929 nt
Organism: Mus pahari (shrew mouse)
Lineage: Eukaryota; Metazoa; Chordata; Mammalia; Rodentia; Muridae
Gene: Tirap
Product: TIR domain containing adaptor protein
Exons: 7
Coding region: 478-1203 (241 amino acids)
Biological process (GO): signal transduction
Source: RefSeq, a predicted model, not a curated record
GGAGGACCGUGGCCUAGGAGCUUCCGGGAGCCGGGGCGCGGGCACUUCCCGGACGAGUCUGCCACCCGCAGCGCGGACCCGCGCAGACUUUAAGAAACAAUAUACAACCAACAUACCGAAACAUAGAUCCCGAGUCCUACCAAACCACUUUUCACAGGCUUUCUUGUGUAACCUGCAUCCAGAACAAUGAACACAUCAAGACCUAGGAAGACUGUUGAAGGCCAUGGUCAGCAGGAGGUGCAAAUCCAUGCAAUCUACCUGUAGUCAGCUGUCUUCACCAUUUUAUGACAUUAAACAAUGUCAUAAACCUAGCUGACAGACCCCAAAUACCCUCCUGGCCAGGUGAAGUGGAGAACAAUCAAUCGCUCUACCAAGUUCGGACCUUGAUGGCUGUUCCAUGAAGUUCAGACUGGAUCUCUUCUCUCCCGCCGUUCCCCCGAUGCCUGCUCUUUCACCGUUGGUUUGGAGGCCUGCACUAUGGCUUCAUCCUCCUCCGUCCCAGCCUCCCCCACGCAGUCCAAGAAGCCUCGAAACAAGAUAGCUGACUGGUUCAGGCAGGCUCUGUUGAAGAAGCCCAAGAAGAUGCCAGUCUCCCAGGAAAGCCACCUCAGAGAUGGUUCACAAACAGCCACACAGGAUGGUCCUUCACCCUCGAGCUGCAGCUCACCCCCGAGUCACAGUUCACCUGAGAGCCGCAGCUCACCCUCGAGCUGCAGUUCAGGAAUGUCACCUACCUCGCCACCUACACACGUGGACAGCAGCAGCAGCAGCAGUGGCCGCUGGAGCAAAGACUACGAUGUCUGCGUGUGCCACAGUGAGGAGGACUUGGAAGCGGCCCAGGAGCUGGUCUCCUACUUGGAGGGUAGCAAGGCCAGUCUACGCUGCUUCCUGCAGCUUCGGGAUGCAGCCCCGGGUGGCGCCAUUGUUUCGGAGCUAUGCCAGGCACUGAGCCGUAGUCACUGCCGCGUGCUGCUCAUCACUCCAGGCUUCCUUCGGGACCCCUGGUGCAAGUACCAGAUGCUGCAGGCCCUGACAGAGGCCCCAGCGUCGGAAGGUUGCACCAUACCCCUGCUGUCCGGUCUGUCCAGAGCCGCCUAUCCGCCGGAACUCCGAUUCAUGUACUAUGUAGAUGGCAGAGGACAGGACGGAGGCUUUUACCAAGUCAAGGAGGCUGUUAUACACUAUCUGGAGACACUAAGUUGACCCUUGGGCUUUCAUAAGAAAAGCUGGGAAUAGCUCACAGCAGUCAUUAGUCCAGUAUAGACAGCAGGAGGCAUCAGGAGCCAGAGCCAGCUGAACCCUGUUCAUUGCACAGGAUCAGAUUGCCACCAGCUUCCAUUAUCGUGGGCUCCACAAGACGGCCAGGCAGAAGAUGGGAACCACCCCCGAAAGGAGACCAAGAAGAAGAUGGGGACUCCCCAAGAAGGGUAGGAGGAAGCCAGGGACUCCCCCAGGAAGACAACGAGGAAGUCAGAAAUUCAAGUUGUCAAGAGACUGUGCUAUGGAGAAGGUCAGCAGGGUCCCCUCUGCUGCUUAACUGGAUAGGAAGCUGACACAUGGCUGUCUUCUUCCCCUGACAUCAGCCGCCGGGGGAGAUAGGUACCACUCCUCAAGAGGGGUGACCCUGACUGAUGAGCCAGAAGUUGCCCAGGGAAGUGGGCAAGAGUUGACAAGUAUCCAGGCCUUCACACACACACUACCGAAACUCUUUCCCAGAGACGUCGACUCACUUCACAAAACUAGAAGACACAUUCAUCCCCAUACUGAAUUUCACCUUUUGAAAAAGAUGUCAUUAAAAAUGCAACCCGAGGGGCUGCAGAGUUCAGCGGUUAAGAACUCUCCUUGCUUUUGCAGAGGAUCCAGGUUCAAUUCCUGGGAUCCACAUGGUGACUCACAACCUUAUCUAUAACUCUACUUCCAGGGGAUCUGAUGUCUUCUCUGAUCAAGACCUCCUUGAGCACCAGGUACACACAUGGAACACCUACAUAGAUGCAGGCAAAAUGAUCAUACACAUAAAGAAAUCUUUCUUUUUACAUUACAAGUGCAAACCUAGAACUCUAGAUAGAGUCCGAGGUAGAAGGCUUGCUUAGCGUUCCCGAGGGCUUGGAUUCUACCUCCAGCACCACCAAAACAAAGAAGAAAACAAACCUGGCAGCUGCUCUGGAUCCAGGAACAGGUAGGGAGAAGGAAAGCCAGGGUGUGGGGCUCAGCUCCUUCACAUGCAUCAAAGCUAACAGAUCAUGUGACCCAUGGGACCUCCUCAGACAUCUGCGGGAGCCCAUGCUUCACGAGAGGUACCGGUUCUCAAUCUAGCACCAGAGUAUAUCCCCAGGAAGAGGCAAGGGGUCAUCUACGUUCUCAACAAGAACAGAAACAUGGUCGGCCAAAUGUCCUUGUCUCCCCUGGUGUGUACCUUGAGCCUCUUCCUUUUGACAUAUCUUUUUACUGAAAAAAAAAUGUUCUUAAGUUAUGCUUUUUUUGUUGUUACAUACAAAAUAUCUAAAGGGUACUAUACCAUACUCGUGCACCUACCACCUAACUUAAGAAAACCUUAUUACCAACACUCAUGUUUCCUUUGUGUUCUGACUUCCAGCCCCUUCAAGUUUCCUAACAAGAAUAACCAACAUUCUGAAUCUUGAAUUAUUUUGAAGUGUCUAGAUGUAUGCACCCUAGAAACAUUAUUUGAUUUUAUGACUUUAUCUUCUAUGCAGAUUGCAUCACAAUGUGUGUUUCCUUUGUUUGACACGUUUACGAGGUGUGUCCGUGUUGCUGUGUCACUCAUGGACUUCCUUUUGUUUGUGUAGGUCAGCAGUUCUCCACCCUUUAGGGUGGAACGGCCCUUUCACAAGGGACACAUGUCAGAUAUCCUCCAUGUCGGAUAUUUACAAUAAGAGUCAUAACAGUAGGAGGCUGGUGAGAUGGCUCAGUG